AAUAAAGUGAGCGAUGGAGAUUACGACAGAAAACCAUGUAACCAUUCGUCAAGCAAAGCAGCAGGAGAUCCAAGUUCUAGAAACAUGGAUUAAAGAUAUUGGUUGGGAUUCUUCAACGUAUGACGCGAUUUCACAGCUGAAAAUUGACCCAAACAGCCUUCUGGUUGCAGCUGACAAAGAAGAUAAACCAAUUGGAUUUGGAAGUGUCGUAGCCUGUGGGAAUGGCCUGGUGUAUGUGGGCAACUACAUCGUGCGAGCGGAUCUACGAGGAAAAGGAUUUGGUCGUAUACUUUUUAGAGAUGGAAUAAUGAAACGCCUGGGCAACAGAAAUGGCGUGUUGGACAGCGAACCCGAGAUGGCUGAUACCUACAGGAAAUAUGGCUUCAUUUAUCCAGGUGUACAUACCGUGAGGUUUACAAUAGCAAUUGAUAAUGACAUCAAGUUUAAGCCCAUCCAAGACAACACCAAUAUUCAAGUAAAGCCUCUUGAGAACGACCACUGGCCAGGGAUACUUCAAUACGAUAAAACCGUCUAUCCUACGGUUGACAGAGAAAAGAUACUGCGAGCCUUCUUUGUUGGACCUAAUGUUACGACAUUAGUAGCACUAGAACAAGACAAAGCUGUUGGGUUUGGCAGUUUACAUAAAAAGGAGGAAGGGUUAUUUGGUUUGCGUAGUGUUUUAGCCGAGAACGAAGAGAUAGCUGAGAAGAUUAUACAGAUGUUGUUUCAACAUGCUGCCCAGGGCUCUGCGUGCCAAUUUGUCUUUCCAAAAGGCAAAGGACUACCAACUUGUAUGAAAAGCGCAAGGCAAGGAGAAGAUCUCAUUCGCUUAUUUACCAAAUGCGCCAUUGUUGUUAACACGGAUAAAAUAUGGGCCACUACUGCAAAUAUUGUGUAAACGGUUUUAAGUUUUCAACUAAAGAGUUAUUUUUGAGACUAGUGAAUGCAUAUAUCACAACUUUUUCAUUAUGUUAUAUGUCAUGAUUAUCUGAGAAAUAUGCAAAUGAAGUCUACAUAGUAUUGAAGAUAAUGGUCAUUAUUGUUAUGUACAAUAAGCAGGCGAAAUCUCGAUACAGGUCGGUAUUAACAACACUCGUGGUUAUACGAGGAAAAUCCGUAAAAAAUGCGAUACUAACAAAACACCUAUCCUGUAAAAUGUCCGGUAACCCAAACAUGUUAAGUUUUUUUUAAGGUAACAAAGUAGCUGUUAUUGGUUUAAAGGAACUAGACAGUAGAUUAUACAAGUGCAAGAUAAAAAGGAAUUGUCAACAACUUAAAAUUGAUACCGCUGUGUACAACGCAUGGGAUCUUACUUUCUGAUGUAUCAUAUCGCUUACCACAUAUGUAUCUUUCGCAGUUUUUGCGUAUUUUUUCCAAAUCGAAAUUAACUGGGUUUGUCCACCACGUUUAUCCCAGUUAAUUAUAAGAAAGCGUCGGUAUAUGUAUCUUUCUAAUUACGUGACUCUCACAUGCUAAAUAUUCACACUUUAAACUGGGAAACCAGUAUGCGCUAUUUUUAAACGGGCAAAAUAUUCUUUAAAUCAUGUAAACUUUUGGGACCAACUGGUGUCUAGCCCCUUUAAGUAGUUCAGAUAUGUAUAUUAUCUUUAAAAAAAAGGUGAAUGUUGUCUUUCUGCUUAGUGUUUUGAUCCAGUAUGUAGUGAACUACGUGAACCGUGACGUUGAUUCUUGCACCAUUGCCCUCUCUGAGCAACAGUCAUAUUGAUCACAUUAUAGAAAUUAAUAUUUCACUAUUAAAGUGACACACUUAUUCAAAAUCAAUACAUGCACAUGUAUAACAAACAUAAAGCUUGACUGAUAGACCUUUAUUUUCUUACUAAAUAAUUUAUUUAUGGAAAAUAUUAACUACUGAUAAAAAUAUUGUAACCGUGUAUUUAAUAGCAGAAAGCGAAAAAAUUGGUGAAUGCUAAAAGAUGUUUUAUGCUUAUUUCUUUCAAAUUAAAAUUUGGUAAAAUUCAUAAUAACCAUUGUUUUCGACAUUUAUUUAUUCUUUUUGGAAUAUAAAAUCAAUGUUAUUAAUUGUGGUAAAUCUUAUUUGGGAGUAAGGGUGCAUUUUUUAAAGCAAAGCCUAUUUUGGUCCCACAGAAUUUAUUCUUUACAUAACAGUGUUGCCAAAAUAGUAAUAUGCUAAACAAUUGUAUUACAUGGUGUUUUCUUAAACAAAGCUUUUAUCUGUUAAACGGAUUAACAAUAGUUGAAACCUGUACUUAUGAAUCAAGAAUCAUAAAUGGGGAAUAUUAUUAUUUUGACAAAUACAAAUAGCAAUGACGUAAAAAUGAAGUCGUUUUAAGUUUCAUUUAACGAUAUUGGACAACUGAAAUUGCUUUACUCUCAUAAUUUUAUCUUAAUGGCCUAGUUUAAGGAAUGUUUGGCAUGAUAAUCCCUGCUGUGCGUCUCCUGCUAAUUACACUGGUGUCACAGUAGGGGCCAAUUUCCUGUGUAUUCGUUUAUUGGCUCAGGGCAAUUUAGGGUCCAUUUCUACUAUAAAACUUCCAAAACUGCACAGCAGGAUACUCAGAUCGGAUAUCUGAUAAGAGGGAUCAAGGCAAGAAGAUUAAG
This is a messenger RNA of Mya arenaria, 2580 nucleotides long. RefSeq lists its product as uncharacterized. The coding region runs from base 14 to 898 and encodes 294 amino acids. The transcript is spliced from 2 exons. NCBI's taxonomy places the organism in Eukaryota, Metazoa, Mollusca, Bivalvia, Myida, Myidae. The record is from RefSeq and is a predicted model, not a curated record. Gene Ontology annotation, molecular function: acyltransferase activity, transferring groups other than amino-acyl groups.